AUGACCAAAAUCGACUCACUCCGUCGAUUUCUUCUUCCAUGUAUCACACCUCCGACGAAUCCAUCCACCGUACCGUUCCCCGGAGCAACAACAUCAUCCACCGGAGCUUCCAAGAAACGUCUCAGCACUUCUUUGAGAGACGAUAUCGACGUUCAAGAUUCAGCUUCUUCAUCUGCCUCUUCCUCAGAGGCUACUUCCGCCGCCGCCUCCGACUACUACAACCUAUCCGCCGUGACUGUGCCGCAGAGACCCUCCAAGACGAUGGUGAUUGGGACGAUAUUUGGUAGAAGAAAGGGACACGUCUGGUUCUGUGUUCAACACGACCGUCUCUCUGUUAAACCCAUCAUCCUCCUCGAGCUUUCAAUAGCUACGAGCCAGUUGGUUCACGAGAUGGGUUCGGGUCUUGUUCGUGUUGCUUUGGAGUGCCCGACCCGACCCGAGUUGAAGUCGUGCUUGCUAAGAUCCGUACCCGUGUGGACGAUGUUCUGUAACGGGAGAAAGCUAGGUUUCGCUGCGCGGAGAAGCGCUAAUGAAGAGACGAGGAUGAUGUUAAAGAGGUUGGAGUCGAUGACGGUUGGUGCUGGUGUGUUACCAUCUGGAUCCGGGUCGGGUGAGUCGGGUGACUCGGAUACUGAUGAGGUUAUGUAUAUGAGGGCCAAUUACGAGCAUGUUGUUGGAAGCUCUGACUCGGAGUCGUUUCAUCUCAUUAACCCGGAUGCUAACUCGGCUCAAGAACUCAGUAUCUUCUUGCUCAGGACCUCUAGCUGAAUUGGCCAUUUGGGGUAACUUAUGAAUCCUUUUCAUAAAGUUUUUUUUUUUUUUCGGGAAGACAGAUGAGUUAGGUCUUAGAGUUUUAGGAUUUUGAGAGUUCUUGAUGAGAUAUUUCUUUGUGGGUCUUUUUGGAUUUGAGUUCUUGAUCUUUGUAAAACAUUCUUUGU
Capsella rubella is the source of this 938-nucleotide messenger RNA. RefSeq names its product protein MIZU-KUSSEI 1. The record is from RefSeq and is a predicted model, not a curated record. The transcript has a single exon. Gene Ontology annotation, biological process: hydrotropism. Lineage: Eukaryota; Viridiplantae; Streptophyta; Magnoliopsida; Brassicales; Brassicaceae. Bases 1 to 768 code for a protein of 255 amino acids.